Aspergillus ruber CBS 135680 is the source of this 1667-nucleotide messenger RNA. Its product is annotated as putative multicopper oxidase. The transcript has 3 exons. Gene Ontology annotation, molecular function: copper ion binding; nitrite reductase (NO-forming) activity. The coding region runs from base 167 to 1486 and encodes 439 amino acids. Lineage: Eukaryota; Fungi; Ascomycota; Eurotiomycetes; Eurotiales; Aspergillaceae. The record is from RefSeq and is a predicted model, not a curated record.
AAUGAUGACUCCAUUUCUCCAAAAGCAUUUAACUUAAAUACAUGGCCAGCAGUCACGAGUCAGACUGACGACACCAUGUCCGACGGCAGACUCAUAAUUAUAUCUUUUCUCUACAUGAUCUGCUGAAACAAUAAGUGAGAAUUUCUUCCUGGCACUAUUCCAAAAAAUGACUGCAAUUAAACAAAUGCGCGCUCUAGCAAUUCGUGUCCCUCAGUCAUGCAUGACACGAACUCUACCAACCAUGAGAAGCAUGGCAACAAGGGUUUCAAUGAUCACCAAACAUCAGAAUGGGACUUCAACUCGUCUGGGAUAUUUCCUUGCUCUAUCUACACCUAUUAUUCUUAGCAUGGCCCUGUACAACCGCCAACAGGGUUCAGUUCAGAUGGAUUCAGAUCAGACCCAAACGUUCAAAGGGCCUGAUCCAACCCUGACGCCCCAGGCAAAAGAAACAGAAUUACUGCAUGCAGACGGUUGCAAUUUGGCAGGGGAAGAGCCUAUUGAUAUAUCAAAGAUCCCAAAAGAGGAAGCAAUACUCACAACCGCGCCCAAUGUCCCCCCUCAAAUUACCCGAGACUACCCCGUCGUCCUCCAAGUCCCUCUCACAACUAACACCAAGAUGAAACAAUUAACAAGCCAAUACAAAUAUGAACAAUGGAACUUCAAUGGUACUGUUCCUGGGCCAUUCAUCCGAGCUCGAGUGGGCGAUGUGGUGGAACUCUCGUUGACGAACAAUGAUGAAACGGGCAACCCGCACAACAUCGACUGCCAUGCUUUUCUGGGUCCUGGAGGGGGUUCGGCCUUAACGACGACCGAAGAGGGUCAGACCAAAUCUGCCAGGUUUCGACUCAUGUUCCCGGGUUUAUUCAUGUACCACUGUGCUGCAGCACCAGUGCCCGUGCAUAUCGCCAAUGGGAUGUAUGGCCUCAUGUACGUGCAGGCAGCAGAUGGUGAUCUCCCCCCAGUGGAUCAUGAAUAUUAUGUGAUGCAAAGCGAGUUUUAUCACGAGCCGCCUGAUGUUGGGGAUGACGGACGGCCAUCGUCACAGGUUGAGUUCUCAUACCCCAACGCACUGCGCGAGGAACCAAAUGUCGUUGUCUUCAAUGGGCAUGAGGCCGCAUUAACGAGAGACAAACCCCUCAAGGCCCGCGUUGGCGAGACAGUCCGUAUCUUCUUUGGGAACGCCGGUCCUAACCUGACAAGCUCGUUCCAUGUUAUUGGGAGUAAUUUCAGAAAACUAUACCGUGAUGGUGAUGUUGUGAGUGCUCCUGGACAGUAUGUACAGACUACCAAUGUUCCUCCGGGUAGUGCUACAAUCGUGGAUAUGAAAAUGUGGGUUCCGGGAACUUAUACCCUUGUGGACCAUGCUAUAUUCCGUCUUGAUAAAGGCGCUGUGGGAUAUCUGAAUGUUACAGGCAAACCAAGACCUGAUAUUUAUUACAGUACAGAGAGUCCUGCGCCCUGUGUUGGAUGUAAGUUGCAUCCUUGAUAAACGGGUUUAUCCUGGCGGCUAUGUACUUCAUGAUCUACUCAAAAGUGGUAGUAUGUACCUCAUCUGGUGUUAUGUAUCAGUUGAAACUUUGAUUAUACAAGUGAUAAUUUCAAGUACAAUGGUGGAUUAAUAUGUCAUCGCGUCUCAUGAACGAAUAUCCUGCUCCAGAUACACUCUG